UCGGACUGAGUGUACUCCUCCGAGUGUGAGAUAUAGCUGAAGUAUUGCCUGACAGUUGCCAUGCCUGUUUUAACAGGACAAGAACUUUAAGAAAACGUUAACACUCGAGCUUAUUCUGAUUAUUUCUGUUCCGUUAAUUUUAAGAAGAGCGCAGAAUGCCCGUGAAAGGAGGAGGAAGAACUGCGUAUGCAAAUAAAAACGAUAAUGGAGGAAGCUCAGGGAUGGAGGAGACCGUGUGGGAGCAGUUCACUGUGACUCUACAGCGGGACUCCAAAAUGGGCUUUGGGAUCGCCGUGUCUGGUGGCAGAGACAACCCAAACGUGGACAGUGGCGAAACCUCCAUCAUCGUGUCUGAUGUUCUUCAGGAAGGCCCAGCAGAUGGCUUGUUGUUUGAAAACGACCGGGUUAUACAGGUCAACACCAUCCCUAUGGAGAACGUUCCUCAUUCCUUUGCUGUGCAGCAGCUCCGAAAAUGUGGAAAAGUGGCCAAAGUAACAGUAAAAAGACCUCGCAAAGUUGCCGUCCUCAAGCGUCCUCCUUCCCCAGACAGGGACAGCCGUGACUACAACCUGUCCAGCUACUACCCCGAUGACAACCGCAGCACACAGAGUGACCCGGACUCUGACUACCCCAGGGGCAACGGUGGCCUGGGAUACCCGCGCCGCAGUGGUACCCUAGAGCCGGACUACCGGAGCCGGGGCCGCAGCACGGAGAGAUUGGCGAGCCCUGAGAGAACCUACCAGAGGGACGGGAGCCGAGGACGGAGCCUGGAUCGAAGCGUCAGCCCUGAGCCCCGCUACCAGCAGAGCCGUGGGUAUGAAGGAGGAAACAGCCCUUCAUCAGGCUACGAUUCAAGGAGAUACAACCCACGUUCAGAGGACCAGCUGAUCCGAAGUUACAGUCGAGAUCGCUUACAGGAGGACUCGCCAUCGCCAAUCAGGCGGCAUGGCAGAAACCGAGACAACCUGGAGCCACUGGAGCCUCCCACCAAUGUUAUGCUUGUGAAGAACAGGCCAAAUGAAGAGUAUGGUCUCCGGUUGGGCAGCCAGAUCUUUAUUAAAGAGAUGACCAGCACCGGACUGGCUGCCAGAGAUGGAAACCUGCAGGAGGGUGACAUUAUCCUCAAGAUAAAUGGAACUGUGACUGAGAAUCUGUCUCUGAAUGAUGCGGGGAGGCUGAUUGAAAAAUCUCGUGGGAAACUGCAGCUGGUUGUACAGAGGGAUAACAGGCAGAUCCUGGUGCGCAUUCCGCCCCUGAUGGACAGUGAUUCGGAGCCCGAUGACAUUUCAGAGAUGGACUCGUAUCGUUCAUAUUCACCGCAAGAUGACCAAAGGUCACGACACUCAGACCUCUCUUCCCAUUCAUCCAACGGUGUUCCACGUGAAAACCCAAGUGAGAACCCACAAAGAACACCAGCCAAGGUGCCUAUACCAUCUUCACCCUACAGGAUAGCAGAAGAGCCACCUGGAGUACAGGAAGAACAAGAAGAUCCACCGCCUGUAGAGCCACCAGCACCUAUUAGGAAAACACCCAAAAUCCUUUUGAGGCCGAGUCCAGAGGAUGAGGAGACAUACGGGCCAAAUACUAUGAUGGUGAGCUUCCAAAAAGGAGAGAGCGUAGGCCUGCGGCUGGCAGGGGGAAAUGAUGUUGGCAUAUUCAUUGCAGGAGUUCAGGAGGGCAGCCCUGCAGAGGAGGAGGGCCUCAGAGUUGGCGACCAAAUCAUGAAGGUAAAUAAUGUGGAUUUUCGGGGCACUGUGCGUGAGGAGGCGGUGCUGUUCCUGUUGGAAAUUCCCAGAGGAGAGAUCAUUACUAUACUGGCCCAGAGCAGAGCGGAUGUUUAUGAAGACAUCCUUGUUUCUGGAAGAGGAGAUUCCUUCUUUAUACGAACACACUUUGACUAUGAGAAGGAGCAGUCUCAGUGUCUAGCAUUUGCCAGAGGAGACAUCUUUAAGGUUGUGGACACAUUGUAUGAUGGCAAGCUAGGAAACUGGUUGGCAAUCCGCAUGGGGAAGAAUAACAAGCUACUAGAGAAGGGCAUAAUUCCAAACAAGAGCAGAGCUGAGCAAAUGACUAAUGUCCAGCACACUCCUAAAACCUCCACCAGCGACAGAGCUGAUUUCUGGCGACUCCGCGGCCAAAGAGCAACCAAGAAGAAGGAUUUACGAAAAACCAGAGAAGAUAUGAGCGCUGGCCUUGUGUCUACACGCUUUCCUGCCUACGAACGGGUGGUGCUUAGAGAGGCUGGUUUCAGGAGGCCGGUGGUGCUGUUUGGUCCCAUAGCUGAUGCUGUUAUUGAAAAGCUGUCCACUGAACUGCCCGAGGAAUUCAUCAUUGCCAAAACGGAACCCAAGGAUGCUGGAUCAGAGAAGUCUUCUGGGGUGGUGCGUCUCAACACCAUCCGACAGAUCAUUGAACAGGAUAAACAUGCCCUGCUGGAUGUGACGCCCAGGGCCGUGGACACCCUGAACUACACCCAGUGGUACCCAAUUGUCAUCUUUUUCAAUCCUGACAGUAAGCAUGGAGUAAAGAGCAUUAGGCAGAGGAUCAUUCCCAGCUCAAACCGCAGUGCCCGCAAACUUUUUGAACAGGCCCUCAAGCUCAGGAAAUCCUGCUCACAUCUUUUCACCGCUGUUAUUGACCUAAAUGGAGCCAAUGAUGCAUGGUAUGGCAGUGUGAAAGACUGUAUCCGGCAACAGCAGACGCAGGCAGUGUGGGUCUCGGAGGGAAAGCUGGACGGGAUGGCAGAGGGAGACCUUGAUCUUCCUGACGACCGUAUGUCGUACCUGUCAACGAUGAGCACUGACUAUCUUACCAUGGACAGUCGCAUAACCAGUGACUAUGAUGACACGGCUGAUGAAGGAGGAGCUUAUACUGAUAACGAGGUUGACGAAGGGCUGGAACGUCAGCGGGUGUCGGCCAUCAGUAGAUCCUCCGAGCCUGUCAUGCCAGAGGAGGUCCUCAGGAAGUCCAGCCCAGAGUUCCGUUUCAACUUUCGUAUGGGUGUGGUAAGCAGAGAGCCACCGUGUGAAACCAGCCCUCCUGUAAUGUCCACGUUCCUCCCUGAUUCGCCCAAGGUCUCCCGCUUAUCUAGUCCUGCUGUCAACCAGGUAAAACCACUGGCUCAAGAUGAAGCAUUAUACGGACACUUUGACCCACCUCCAGCCUAUGAGCCGAAUGCCAGCAACCUCGCCAACAUGCAAUACCCAGCAAGCACACUCAAACCCCCUCCACCACCUGUAUCACUGAAGCCCAUCUCUGUUCCCCACUCUUCCAAAAGCCUGAUGGACAGCCCUGUCAGAGAAAGAAAGCUCCCAGAACAGAGCCCUGAGGAUCCUUCUCAGAGGUCUUUUCUGGGAAAGCUGAAAGCCUUUGAGAAGAUGGACCAGUUUGCUCGACAACAGAGGUUGCUGGAGCUCCAGCAGGCCCAGGAAGCCAAGGUGGAGAUUGCCCAGAAGCACUUGGACUGCUAUGCUGUCCCCAUCAAAUCCCAGAAACUGGACCACAGCAGACCACAGCCUAUCGGAUCCAGUGCAAGACCAGAAUCUCAAUCUCCACCAUUAAAAGUGCCCCACUCAGACAGCAUUUCAGCCAACCCUAGCAAUGAUGUGGCGGUUCAGGGGGAGAAUCGACAACAGGCGGACCCGACAAAAUGUGGUUACUCUUCCAACACACAGGAAUAUCAGGAUACAGAGCUGUAAAGCUUCAUUCCGUACCACACACUGCUCUGUCAUUUCAUAUAGGUGCAGUCCUACUUCCAACUGCUCAUGCCCAGAAAUUUCUUUUUCACUUUUCCUAUGCUGAGAUCUUUUUUUUUUUUUUCUUUUACUUUAGGUUCAUGUGGACUAUAUGGCAUAAUUCUUACAAACUUACAUCUUUGUACACACACACACACACACACACACACAUGCAUUUAUAUGUACGUAUAUAUACACACAUAUGCCAGUUUAUUGGGAAAGGGAGCUUUUUUUCUUGCCUAUGCAACCAGUUCUGUAGCCUCAGAGCUGGAACCUCUCACAAUGACUGUCUUUUGCUACAUAAAAACCUUAAGCCUGGUGUGUCCUACACGCCGGAUUUGUGUUACUGUUUCUUAUUUUGUGAACCUGAAGCUAAACUUCUGCAGGCAGGUCUGAAAAGGCCACUGUUAGAAGUGAACACUUCUCUGCCUUUGCAUUCCAUCAUUUCCGAGCAAACAAGUGAGUGUAUGAUUCUAUAAUAUGAUACAAUGGAUUUUGUUAGGAAGUUUUAAAGUGCCUUUUACUUUCUGAAUAAUACAGAGGUGUGGGGACUUGACAAUCCAGCCCACUGGACAAAAAUAUUCUGCUGCUCUCAAGCUUCAAGGGCCAACAGGGAAAAGACAACACCAAAACCCUUAAUACUGUAUUACUGUUCACCUGCCACCCUUAUCUUCACUGUUACUCACAGCCAGGAGUGAGGAAGUCUGAUUUCCACAGCCGGGCUGAAUGUGAGUUGUAUGCACAAAUGUACGUAUGAAAAACAGAGUGUUAUGGUUGCGUUUAUUGUAUAAUAACUGAUGUAGCUACGGCUAGACUUGUUUAAUCAUUCCACACACCAUUUCUUUUAAAUAGGCAUCAUUUUUUGUUUGUCUGCUGGACCUUGUUGGUCAAAAGUGCUUUUUAUCUCAUAAAUGGUGUUUUAUUGCCUCCAGUUUGUAUGGAUAUCAUACAGCAAAUGAGUUCAUAGACUGGACUUUUCCAUUCCACUGUUGAUAAGUUUUAUUCUCCAACAUCAAAUAAAAUAUAUUAAUAAAAUAUAUUGGUGAAAAAUAAAA
Molecule: messenger RNA, 4789 nt
Organism: Trichomycterus rosablanca
Lineage: Eukaryota; Metazoa; Chordata; Actinopteri; Siluriformes; Trichomycteridae
Product: tight junction protein ZO-2
Exons: 23
Coding region: 156-3698 (1180 amino acids)
Biological process (GO): positive regulation of blood-brain barrier permeability; establishment of endothelial intestinal barrier; cell-cell junction organization
Cellular component (GO): plasma membrane; bicellular tight junction
Molecular function (GO): cell adhesion molecule binding
Source: RefSeq, a predicted model, not a curated record